Molecule: messenger RNA, 4923 nt
Organism: Stylonychia lemnae
Lineage: Eukaryota; Ciliophora; Spirotrichea; Sporadotrichida; Oxytrichidae
Source: the annotation of a GenBank genome assembly
AUGAACGGUAAUUGCAGUACCACUACACAAGAACCUUUUAUUCAUUUAAAAGAUGGAUUUUAAAAAUUGAAGACUGGCCUAUACAAUAAUUCAUACCUGACUCUUUCAUUAAGUUCUCUACUCAUUGCAGUCUCAUAAAUACCAAGCCGAGCAGAUUUAUGCUACUUGGAUUGGAUUUUUGCAUUAUCGAUAAGUUUGUUCUAAAUUUUUACUGUUUGUAAACUAAAAGACUUUCUAUUUAAGGAAGAGUAUUUGCCAUUUUUUAGAGAUUUUCUACUUACAUCACUCUUAAUGAUGAUGAACCAUAUAUACUAAAUCUAUGAUUCAAGUCAUAAAAUUGCACUAAGCAUGAUGAUCAUUGGUCUGAUUCCCUCAAACAUCGAAAAUGACCUUAAUUAGUAAUGCAAUUAAAAAAAUUCAAGCAGUGAGGAGCUAUAUUACUUCAAAGAAGAAAUGCCAACUUUGAGACAAUCAGAAUUGCAAAGAAAUAUCAAAAUCCUAUUCUUAAUUUAUUUUAACAAGGAAUCAUUGACUAUAUGCCUGAUUGCAAUUUUCUACUUGUUAAAUAUGGAAUAUAGACUUCUUCAUGAUUAAUAGAUAAUAAGGGAACUAAAUUAAAAUUUAAUAAGUUCUAAGAUAUCCUUGAAUUAAGAAGUUUAAAAAUGGCGAGGACUCAUAGAAAAAUUUCCUUAAGGCCUAAUUAUAAUCAACAAAUCAUAGUGCUUAUACUCUAAUUAAAUGUUGAGUAAGUAAUUGCACGCCUAUUCAGAAAAUGAGGCAGUGGGUAAGGUUCUUUAGUGGUGCGUCAAAGGGGAGCCUUAUGAAAAAAAAGUUUAAGUAAACUAGAAAUACAGCUUGAAUGUUAUUAGAAACAAUGACUUUACUCCUAGAGUUUCUCAUGAUUACAGAAGAAGCUUGAAUAAAAUUGAAUAGAAUGAAAAUUCUAAACAACUCUUUAGCUCAAAAUUUUCCAACUUUAAUUUUGUAAAUGAGUUUAAGAAGGAAAGCAAACCUACCCUGAGAAAUGAAAAUUCUCCAGAAAAUGAGAAAAGUGGCGAUAAUUUCUUUGAUAACAGUAAUCAAUUUAACAAUAUUGACAUCAUGUCCAAUGAGCUUAAUAUCGACUACUCAAAAGCUUUUAUUCAGCUGUAGUAAGCUUUUAGUCGCAACAAUCAACCAAUUUAUUUUUCAAAAUCAGCAAUGAAAGUGCCAACAAGUAGAAAUAACUCGUGUCUAGAUUUGACUCCACUUAAUAGAAAAACAAAUGAUAUAAACUCUUUAUUUAAGCCUAGCAAUCAUGAUUAUCCAAGACAAUCCCUUUUAAACGAAAGUUUUUCUGCAAAUUACAGUAAUAUUGCAGCAGAGAAUCAACUAGAGAAAAAAGAAUUUGAAAUAUAAACUUCGCUUGUACAAUGGGGGGAAGAGGACACCAUAUUAUUAGUCAUCAAGGACAUAACAGAUACAUAAAAUUUUAGAAAGAUAAAAUUGCAAAAUAAAUACAAAUCAAAGGCACUCUGCACUUUGUCUCAUGAGUUGAGAACUCCAGAUUAUUCCCUAAUAGAACAGAAUAGAUUGUUCAUUGAGGUUUGCUAUUUCAAUGUAAGAGACAUAAUCAUUGAAGUUACAGAGGCUUUCGAAUAUUAAGCUAGACUCAAACAGUUGAACUUUCAGAUAUAUUUUGAUUAGAAGCUUCCUUAAACAAUCAAUUCAGACCCGAAUAGGAUUAAGCAAAUUAUGUUCAAUUUGAUUUAAAAUGCCAUCAAGUUUACAUCUAAGGGAUUCAUCAAGAUCUACAUAUAUCUUGAAAUGGUCAAAAAAAGAGGAAAAGUGAAGAAUUUUGUUAACUUUGAAGUUGAAGAUACUGGCAUUGGAAUUAGAUAGCCAGAAAUCCCAUAUUUAUAUGAACUUUUUGGAAUUAAUAAGAUUAACAAAGAGAAGAAGAAUGUGGGCUUGGGUCUAUCAAUCUCUUAUCAACUUAGCAAGAAAUUAGGAAGAGCCUUAAAUGUUGAAUCUAAAUAUGGAUCAGGCACAAUAAUGGGUUUUAAGGUGAAGAAUAAGUGUGAAGAAUAUGCUAAUGAAGGCUCUCUGAUUUAAGAUGAAAUAAUGUCAUAGGUAGAAGAGGAGAAAAGUUUUGAUGUUGAGAGCCCUGCUAAAUUAAAUCUCUUUAUACUCCCAGAUUCUUAACGAGGAAGCAGAAGAACAUCAAAUUUACUUAAUAGAGAAAAGACGAUGAAUUCUAGACAUAUAAGGAAAAUUAAUUCUGAGUGUGUUAUUGAAUACGACUGCAUCCUAUUUGAAUCAAUAAGGAACGAUAAGAUACAAGAAAAGCAAUUGUUUGAAAACUAAAGGAAAAUUAAAGUCGUACUGAGGUAUUAAACAAAUCAAAAUCAAGAUUUAAGCAAGCUAAUUCGGGAAAAACAAUUAAAUAUGGAACAAUUAUAAAAACGUGGAGAGACUUAGCAAUAAUAGCUGAUAACAACAGCAAAGGAAAAUUAGGAAAUGCCAAACAGCAAUCGAUAUACUAGGGGAAUAAAGAAUAACAACACAAUUAAAAACUAAAAUUUAAGUUACAAUUUAACUGGGACAGAAUUCACAUUAAACAAGCUUACCAAGUAGAAUACAAAUUAAAAUGAAAAAGGAGGGUAAGCCUGGAGGUAGAGCAGUUUCAUUGUCAGAAGUCCAAAAAAAGGUAAUAAUAAAUCAGGAUCAAUAGAAAUAAGUAAAGACAAUGAGGAUUCUAAUAAUAUUGAUGAUUAGGAUCAACUUUCAAAACAACUCAAGAAUUAAAGAAGCAGGACCUUAAUAUCAAAUUAAAUGGAAAAGUCAAACUUGGCAUUCCUAAACCCAUAAAAUAUUAAUAUAUCAAAGAAGAGAACAUUCAAUGCAAAAGCUAAAUAAUUGAGAAAUAUUUCUGAUCAGCAAAAUUUAAAUCUUACUUCCUAUUAACACUCUUCUGAUUUUCAAUCCUCUAUGAUAAGAGUCAAUUCCCCUAUAGAAAACAAGAAAAGCAGUACUAAAAACGUAACGUUCUCCAAGUAUGAUAUGAAAAGCAUCAGAGAGGAUAUAAUCAACCAUAAAGGAAUUUCUACGUCGAAUUAAAUAGAUAGGACUCAAAUAAUUGCUCUUAGAUAAAAGCUUCAAUCGUAACAAAGCAAUAAUUUAUUCCUUAGUAUCAAGAAUAGAAGCCCAAGACAAUCUAAUGAGGAAAACAAAGAACAACACAGGGAAUAUAAGUAGAUGUUUUCAUUUCAUAAAAACAACAUGAACACUACUAAUUGCAAUCCUCAAUAGUAACGUGAAUUGUUUAACUAAUAUAUUGAGCAUGGAAUUAUUCAGCAGAAUAAUAUAGUAAUUAGUGGAAGCAGUAGUAAUAAUAACAACAUGAAUAGUUUAUAUAUGAACAAUAAUGUCAGAGAUUCUUUUAAUCCUAUUGAAAGAGAAUUUAACUAACGUAAUUCUUAGGUUUAUUAAUCAUUAAUUAAGCAUCAAAAUCAGAAAUUGAUUUAGAUCUAAGAUUAAUCUGACUAAAAAUAAAAUCUAGAAUUUUACAAUUAACCUUAGAUGGCUUUAGUAAAUACAGACACUGAUUUGAAUAUUACUGAAUUUAAUGAUGAUGAAAAAAAUGCAAAAUUCACCAAUUUUGAACUCAUUAAUAAGGCAUCAAUCGAUGAUGCUUCUCAGAGUUUCAUUAAACGACAAAAUAAUAAUAUGGCCAAGUUAGAUGGACUAUUUAUGCAGAGUGAUUCAAUUGAUCAUCAACCUUAGAAUAAUCAACGAUUUAUACCACCAAUUCUUAUUUUACCUGCAAAUGAUAGUGAUUCUGGAGAGUAAGUUAAUAUGAACCCUGACUCUAUCCUUUAAGAGAGUUCAGAAUUAAUAAAUAUGGGCAAUGAUUUAAGAUUAUAACCAGAAAUACAUAUCGAUCAAGUUUAUCCAUAACAGCCAAUUACAUAAUCAGGAGUAAAUUUCCCACAGGGAUUUUAUGAGUAAUUACUGCUAGAAUAGUAGCUGAGAAAUAACUUAAAAAAUCAUAGCUCCUCGAAUUCUUAAUAAAAUAACAUUCUAACCAAUAUUUCUCCAUAGUUUGGAGGAAAACCUUUCAACUUUAUACCAGUAGAUCAUUAUAGCUAUGGUUUUAAUCCUUAAAUUGGCCAGAUUAAUACUCAAUAACAAAUAUUCACUAAUAUGACACUUAAGAACUUGAACUUUAAGAGAGGAAAUACCUAGAUUAACUACCAAACUGAUAGAUACGGAUUAAGAGAUUUUCAAUCUGUUGAAGAUUCCCCAACCAAUAAUAAAAUUAAUAUGUGCAUUGCGAUAGAAGAAAAUUCAAAGUUAAACAGUGAUAACUACGUUGAUAAAGAUUAGGGUUUCACUGUGGAAGAACUUGAAAUUUUACAAAAGCAAUAGCUGAAAGAGGAGAUAACUACUUUUGCUCUCAGAAUAAGAGAAAUGAGAAAGGAAUGCCAAUGUCCAAGCAUUUUAAUAGUAGAGGAUGAUGAAUUUAUCAAGGUUAUGACAAAAUACACAUUAAUGUAAGUAAAAUUUGAGCUUCACGAUGUCGGGAACGGUCAGCUUGCUGUUGAAGCUGUAGAAGAGUAAAAUUCUAAAUGUAAUAAGUGUCAAGGAUACCUAAUAAUACUUAUGGAUUAUGAUAUGCCAGUAAUGAACGGUGUUGAGGUAUUUUAGCCAUUGAUUUCAUAAUUAAUAUAGGCAACACUAAAGAUUAAAAAACUUCAAUAAGAAGGAAAGAUAGAAGAUAUUCCAAUCGUAGCUGUAAGUGCGUUUGUAGCAAGCUAGGAAAUUGAAAGAUGCUUAAACAGUGGAAUGUGCGAUUAUAGUAAUUAAAUUCAAUUUCAUUUAUUUUAGUAACCAAGCCAUUUAAUCCACAGAGGUUAUUCAAUGUGCUUCUUAAAUGGAUGA